Molecule: messenger RNA, 4313 nt
Organism: Hippocampus comes (tiger tail seahorse)
Lineage: Eukaryota; Metazoa; Chordata; Actinopteri; Syngnathiformes; Syngnathidae
Gene: sox4b
Product: SRY-box transcription factor 4b
Exons: 1
Coding region: 471-1703 (410 amino acids)
Biological process (GO): brain development; negative regulation of transcription by RNA polymerase II; camera-type eye morphogenesis
Cellular component (GO): nucleus
Molecular function (GO): DNA-binding transcription activator activity, RNA polymerase II-specific; RNA polymerase II cis-regulatory region sequence-specific DNA binding
Source: RefSeq, a predicted model, not a curated record
GAUAAAUGGAUGCAAAGGCAGACGAGACUGGAGGGCUGCUUGAAACUCUGCUACAAGUGUACAGAUGGAGGGCGGACCGUGUUAUUCACUCUAAGUUCUUUUUUUUUUACUUUCCCUCACCAGCAUGUCUGGCUUUUGUCUCUAGGAGAGGGGACACAGGCUGAUCCCGAGGAAAAAAAAUAUAAGUGUACUGGAAGCCUUUUGCAGUGGGGGCCACAGGGUCAGCCGCAUAGACUGUGUUGAACUGGGCACACUCGGCUCAAUUGAGUUUUACCAGACAGGAGGAAGGGAGAGAAAGCAGACACCGAAAAGGGUCUGGAAGUUAAACUUUGUGUUUGGCCAAACUGGACUGAGUUUAUACUACACAUCACAGGAGUGACUUUUUUGUUUUAUUUUAUUUUUUAUCUCAACUCGCACACUGGAAAAAAAGAGCUGAGUUUGCGUUGAAGUGCGCGGAGAAAAAAGGCAGCAUGGUGCAGAAGAUGAGCCACGCAGAGAGCACCGCGGACGCGCUUUCCUCCUUCUUCAGUGGAGACUCGAGCUCCGGGUCGAGCAUGGAUCUGGACCCCGUUGACUCGCCCCUCUCCCCAGGCUCCACAGCCUCUUCGACCGCCGGUGACAAGCUGGGAGACAACCCGGCGUGGUGUAAAACUCCGAGCGGCCACAUUAAGAGACCCAUGAACGCAUUCAUGGUGUGGUCACAGAUCGAGAGGAGGAAGAUUAUGGAGCAGUCUCCGGAUAUGCACAACGCCGAGAUCUCGAAACGGCUGGGGAAGCGAUGGAAGCUUCUCAGAGAUAGCGACAAGAUCCCCUUCAUCCAGCAGGCGGAGCGGCUGAGGCUCAAGCACAUGGCGGACUAUCCUGAUUACAAGUACCGGCCCAGGAAGAAGGUAAAAUCGAGCGCUUCCAAGCCAGGAAGUGCCGGGGAAAAGGGCGAAAAAGUCAACAGUAGCUCGAACAGCACCAGCAUUAAGUCGUCCUCAUCUUCGAGGAAAAAUGGACUUAAAUCACCCAGCAGCAAAUCCCACAAAUCACUUUUCGGGAACAGCAGUAGCACCAAAGCCUCACAGUUUGCCUCUGAGCAGCCUCCGGAUCACCAUCACCACCACCACCGCAACAACAGCACCCCCCUCUUCAAGUCCAAGUCGGUGUCGUCCACAGCCAAGCAGGUACCGGAAGGCAAGAAGGCCAAGCGGGUGUACCACGUCUACGGGGGCGGGUUGAGCGUCAGUCUCGCGUCGUCAGUCACAGUCCCGGCCAGUCCUACACUGAGCAACUCAGCGGACUCCAGCGACCCGCUCAGCCUGUACGAGGACGUGUCCAGCGGCAGGGACGAGGGAAGCGAGUCUCCUCCGGCAGGAUCGUCGGAGCGUCAAGGCGGCCAAACGUACAGCAGUCGGCGGGCUUCCUCGCCUACACCCUCCGGCUCCCACUGCUCCGCCUCCUCGUCGUCGUCUUCCUCCUCGGAGGACGAAGAGUUCGAGGACGACUUGCUCGACUUGAACCCCAGCCCCAGCUUUGACAGCAUGUCGCUGGGGAGUUUUGGCUCUUCGGUUCUGGACAGGGACUUGGAUUUGAACUUUGAGUCCGGCUCAGGAGGCUCCCACUUCGAGUUCCCCGACUACUGCACGCCUGAAGUCAGUGAAAUGAUCUCCGGGGAUUGGCUGGAGUCCACCAUUUCUAACCUGGUGUUCACAUACUGAGACCACGGUGAGCACAACCGACGCCCACAAACCGAGCACUGAGUCCUGGAAACGAGUCGGUGCGCAGCUCCCGUUUUGUCUCCGAACUGCCAGACCAGUAGUAUCCAUUGAAAACUAGCGCCAUGGCUUCUCUUCUCGUCUGAAAGUGCUUCGAAAGCUCAACCUUUAAAGCCGAAAAAGGGCUUCGCUUUGAAUGUGCGGACUGUGGAGGAUUGUGGAACAGGCGAACGUGGAGCGGUGCAAAACAAGCGAGACGGGCAGAAUCGCAACACUGGUUUCGGUUUCCUGUUUGAGAAAAGACUGACGGUGAACUGGCUGACCCGAACAACUUUACUGUGAUUGAUUUGCACGUUAUGCGGUCCGCCGUUCACUUAAUCAAUGUUGUUGCUGAUUAUUUUUUAAUGGGACAUUUCACAACUUUUUUUACCGAUUUGCCAAGUGAAUUUCACCACUAAAAAGGUACAUAACUCUGGAUUGCCGUGCGACAUUUUUACUCACGUUUGGCCACAGAGGGAUUUUGUAUGAAACCAAGGUGGGUUGUUUUUUUCCCCAAGUUUGAUAUCUUCUCAAAAGAAAAAAAAACAAACAAAAAAAAACAACAAAAACAAAACAAAAAACACGUUUAAGCAUGAUCGCUUUCUUUGUUCCUAUGUUGUGCUGACAUGUGAGACUGUCGAGCAGUUACAAAUAGUACAGUAUUAGGGUUAGUUAAAGGUAUAGAUAGCCAAACCUCAGUUCGUCUCUUAAAAAAACAUGUUUUGAGGGAUACCAUGACACUGAAAUGAUCACCAGCUGUUUUAAUAUUUCAAACUUCAGGAUUCAAACGCAACUGCAAAUCAGUGCCGAACUUUAUACACAUGUUCUUUACUAUUCAGGACCAAAAUUAUCAUUUCAGAUAAUAUUUUAUUGAAAAUCCUCACCAAUUUUUAUUUUCAUCCACAGAGCUUUGUUUUGUACAUGUUUUCAGAUGCCAUUUUAUAUGGGAUGUUGUAUUUAUAUACUGGGCCAAGCAGUUUUGUCUUUUUUAUUUCAUGUUUAGUCCUGUUUUUGUUUUCUCACACAAUGAUUUGUCAUUAUGUCACGUUUUCUUCUCAGGCAAAGGGCUAGAAUUUUAAAAACACACAACAUUGAUUCCUUUUUUUAAUACAUAUAUUUAAAUGUACACACUUUUGGACACUUAAAAUAUAGGAAACGGUUUGAUUAUUUUCUCAGUGUAUUUUUGUACAAAUCUAUAUGGAGAAGGAAGAGUCAACAAUCGAUCUGUGGAGCCUCGUAAUUCAGUGACAUUUGGGUUUCCUGAUUUUGAAAGCUCAGAUGGCUGGUUUCUAUGCUGCUUUCAAGGUCUAUUGGAAAGCUUGUGAUUUUGUUUGUUUGUUUUUUUUAUAAUUGCCUGCUCAAAUUCCUUUCCACUGGUAAUGAGUAAAACGUACCAUAAUACACUGUGGUGGUCAAUGUUGAGUUUUGUUCAGCUAUGUUUGGCUAUUUUCACAAAGCAGAUACCCUUAUCAGUUAUAGAGCUGUAAUAGAGAGUUCUAAUUUUGUCACAGUAUCAUAAGCAAGACUCUUGAUUUUUUUUUUUUUUGUCACUAAUCUCGUACUGUUAUCUCAGACCUAUAAUGUUUAAGAAUGCAGGAGAAAACUCAUGGAAUGUUUAAUUUCCCAAUAGCCCCUGAAUGCAGCACCAGCCUCUGUGGCAGACUACCUUUUACUGUUUACAGUGCCAGUCUACAGGCUUCUUUAAGACACAUGAACUGAUUAUUGCCAGAAGCUAUUCCUGUGGAGCAUGUGGUUUUAACAGUCGGUCUCUGAAGCAGCCACUCCUUUUUAUUUAACUGUCUUUCUGAUAUAUUGCCUACAACAACACAUGAGGAGAUAGUAGCUUUAAAACUGACGUUUUUCUUGAUGUUUUCAUGAAUUGAUGUCAAACUCAUCCACCAGCCACUGGAUUCAAUCGGCUUUCUUUUUAGACAGCAAACAAAGUUCAAGAUCAAGCAUAUUCAAAUUUCUGACUUGAGUUCCGCAACAACUACUUGUACUGCGUUUCUCAUUGUAUUUGAAUAUAUAAUCUUUUCUACUUGUUGGCUACUAAUAGAUAAUUGUUUAGUAUGUUUAUGGCAUGGUGAAUAGCAUUUGUAUUUCGGAUUCAGGUUACCUAGCUGUUGUGUUUUUCAGAAAAAAAUGGAAAAAAAUGAGGUAAAAUUCAACUCAAUCUUUGUAUAUUUGUCUGUAUCAUAAAGCAAAAAGAUUGUGUGUUUAUGUAUGUUGUUGCUAUCAAGGACAGGCACUGUCUCGAACGACUAUCUAUUCUACAUCCUUACUUUUAAGAUAGUCAGUUCAGGACUUUUAUAUAUAAAUAUAUAUAAAUGAAAUCGUUUUUAAGUAUAUUAACUUUAUUUUUCAUCCAUCCUGUGCAAUAUGCUGUGUAGAAUUAUCAUGUAUUGUCUCUAAUCAUGCCAUAAACAAAGGAACCACCUUUUUUUGAGACUCAGAGAAAGGGAGGAGCACUCAUGCCAGCUAAAUUGUGUUCAUUCACUGCCUGUCAGAUUGUUGAUAUCAACUUGUGUACAGAACUUUUUCAAGGAAGGAAAUAAAUAUCAGCUGGAACUGAAA